CCAAAUAGUUCCAAAAUUAAGCUAAAAGAAAUGUUCAUCAUUUCUUGAACAUUAGACUCGAAUUCUGAUCGAGGGAUAAUAUUGGAGAAAGGAUUCUCGUUACUCCGUUACCUUUUGCCGAUGAACUCCUUAGUCCUUACAAUCUCCACUACAGUUUUCUAACACACGAGGAGGCUUACUAAUUCAAAGAUUGCGUGGCAUGUGGGGUUGGGAUUGCAAAGUUUCGAUGAUUGCAAAAGAGAAUUGUGCUCUGAAAUGUCUCUCGCCAAGGUGCUAUGAACUGGUUUAUGGGAGUGACCCGGUGAGGGUAAUUUCAUGCUACUUACUUUUUGACAAUCAAAUGCUUGGUGAUCUGAUUUUUAGAAUUCCUGUGGUUAUGUGUUAUCCUUGCAGCUGGAAGAAGGUGAAAAAGACAUCAUUAGGAGUCAAGAAUUUAAGUUGUCAGUAUAGGAGUUUGAAAACUUCGGAGACAACGUAGAUUACUCCGGUAACUUUGUUACGGAUAGAGAAUUUGUUUCCUUAGAUGAAUUACAUAGUUGGGCUGAUGCGAUAACAAUAACAAUUGGUUUUCAAUUUACACGUGCUUCUUAUAAACAAAAAGAAGGACGUUCUAGAGUUAGUGUGUAUUUAAGAUGUCACCGCUAUGGUAUAUUAGGGGUGAUUUACAUAAUCUAGAUAAUGCUGCCCGACCUGGUUCUAAAAGUAGAAGUUGCGGGUGUAAAUUUUUUAUUGUAGCAAGUAGUCGUAAACCAGGAGAAAGACCUUGGACGGUAACGGUGUGUCCUGGUGAAAAAGAAAGACAUAACCACCCAUUCUUAGUGUAUAGAGAUGGUCAUGUAAGGGCAAAUAAGAUCAAUGUAGAUAUUCGGGAGCACAUACGACAGCUUAGUGCAACUGUAAUGCAAUCGGCCUUUAUUAUGACUUUUAUUAGAGAAAAUUUUUCUGGUUUUUUAAUAGUAUGAAUCAGAUAUAUAAUAUUAAGCAAUCAAUAAGGAGAGAACAGAUGGAAGGUAGGACUCCCCUUCAACACUGUCUUUAUAUGGCCACAGAACUUAAUUACGUGGUCUGGACAGACUUGGAUAGCGAAGGAGAAUUGAGCAGUUUAUUAGUUGCAAAUCCUAUCUCUAUCCAAAUGAUACGUACGUGGUCGUAUGUUGUGUUGAUAGAUACAACGUACAAAACAAAUAAAAAAGUGGCCACUGUGUGAAGUGAUCGGAAUGACUCUAACCAAUCACAACUUCUUGGUUGCGCUUUGUUUGAUGCGAGAUGAGGCGGCUAUGUCGUAUUCGUGGGUGUUGCAGGAAUUGAGAGAUAUUUUCGGCACAACUCAGACUCCUAGCGUCAUUGUAACCGAUCGAGACGAAGGUUUAUCUGCAGCUAUUCGUGACAUCUUUCCAGAUGUGCGGCAUUUCUUAUGCAUUUGGCAUAUUGCAAACGACGUUGAGAACAUUGUGGACAAAUUGUGUGGCUGUGGCGGUAAAAGAAAUCAACAAGGGCAAGUAUUCAGGAAAAGUAGAUGGAACCCCUUGGUUGAAAGUUCUACAAUCGACGAAUUUGAAGAAAGAUGGCAAGCGAUCGUGAAUACCUGAUCGGUUAGGAACAAAAAAGUCGUUCGGUAUUUGGCUGGAAUAUGGAUUCCAUUUAGAGAGAAAUUUGUGCGUGCGUGGAUGAAUGAUUGUUUGCACAUGGGUAACCAAACUACCAGCAGAGUUGAAAGCCAACAUUCGUCUUUCAAGUAUUACCUUGAUAGCGGUAAUAGCUCAUUUGAUACCCUGUUUAAAAGGGCACACGCACAGAUUACAAAUCAGCAAGCCAGGAUCCGACAAGCGCUACAGGAAUCCAUGAGGGUCCCCUCUGAGCAGGGUAGGCCUAGAGCUAUUACCGUUCAACAUGUAUCUAAAAAAACGCUUUCCUUUUUCUUGAUUACAAGCCAUUUACUACAAUUUUUGAUAAUUUAAUUAAAUAUUUAUAAUAAAUGUACAUAAUCAAACGUUACGUUAAUUAACAACAUGAACAAAAAAUAAUAAUUAAUUACCAACAACAAUAUUUAACUA
This is a messenger RNA of Amaranthus tricolor (Joseph's coat), 2054 nucleotides long. RefSeq names its product protein FAR1-RELATED SEQUENCE 2-like. Bases 1218 to 1589 code for a protein of 123 amino acids. Lineage: Eukaryota; Viridiplantae; Streptophyta; Magnoliopsida; Caryophyllales; Amaranthaceae. The transcript has 4 exons. The record is from RefSeq and is a predicted model, not a curated record. Gene Ontology annotation, biological process: regulation of DNA-templated transcription.